GAGCGGCGGAGAGAUUGCGACCCUUUUUUGCUGCUCGCAUGGCACCGCCCCCCAUCAAAUCCGACAACUGUGCUCUCACUCACAGGACUAUACAUUAUUGAAGAAAAAGGACACGAGACUGCAGUCCCCGAGCCAGCCAUUAUGAAACUGGCAGCAUUACACCGAGAUGCGAUCAUAUUUAACAUGUUUCUUUGUGUGAAAGAGUGAAGUAGAUCGCGAGAUUUCAUAGCCUGAAGACAGAGAAAGAGUGCAUCUGCGUGUGAGCGAGAGAGGGAGAUGCAGUGAUGGAGAAGAAGCAGAUUGGAAUGCAGCAGACGCCGUCGGGCACGAAGCCACCCGAGACGAAGACCGCUGGGUCUGGAGGACGGGGGCUCAUUGUGGUGCCUGCCUUGUGCACGCUCGUCCUGCUCGCCACGGUGCUCUCCGGAGCCCAUCGUAGUCUCUCAGUCGAUUUGCUGCUCAAAAAUCACGCAGCGGCAGCAGCAUCACAAGAAGUCUCCAACAGUAGCUGUUCUGUAAGUUCUUCAACUAUUGAGCCACCAAAAGACAAGUUACUUGGAGGUUUGCUCUCCACUGCAUUUGAUGAAGCUUCUUGCCUGAGCCGCUACCAGUCUGCAUUGUUUCGAAAAUCAUCAAACCACACUCCUUCGAGUUAUCUUGUAGAGAAGCUCCGAAGCUAUGAAGUUCUCCACAAAAAAUGUGGCCCAAACACUAAGCUCUACAACAAGACCAUAGAACAGUUGAAGUCCAAUCACAGCAUGGGGCCAAUGGAGUGCAACUAUGUCGUAUGGAUACCAUCCGAUGGCUUAGGCAACCGGAUCAUUAGUAUUACCUCAGCGUUCCUCUAUGCCCUCCUCAACAACAAGGUCUUACUGCUCUACCUUCCUGAAGACAUGAGUGAUCUCUUCUGUGAACCAUUUCCUGAGACCACUUGGGUUCUUCCAUCAGAUUUCCCUAUCAGGAACAUUAAAUGGGUCUAUAGUUUCGAUAAAGAUCCUAAUAGAUAUGGAGAUUUGCUGAAAAGAAAGGUGCUUAGGAAUGACAUGAAUUCUCGAAAUAUUUCAGGGCCAUUGCCAGCAUAUAUAUAUCUCCACCUAAUACAUGCUAAUGAUGACUUUGAUAAGAUGUUCUACUGCAAAGAGGACCAACUACUGCUUCAAAAGUUCCCUUGGCUGCUGUUAAGAUCAAACCAGUAUUUUGCACCUGCUUUGUUUCUCAUUCCUCAGUUUGAGAAGGAACUAAGUCUCCUCUUCCCAGAGAGAACCACCGUCUUCCAUCAUUUGGGACGUUAUCUUUUCCAUCCAUCAAACACAGUCUGGGGCUACAUAACAAGGUAUUAUGAAGCUUAUCUGGCAGAUGCAAAGGAAAGGUUAGGAAUGCAGAUCAGAACAUUUGGGCAGGUUGAUCUAGAUAGCCACUCUAGUUAUAUCAUCAAUUGUGCACUGACUGAGAGAUUGUUGCCCAACAUUGAUCUGAAAGAUCCUGUUCUGCCAACUAUCUCUGGAGUGAAGCCAAAAGCUGUUCUUGUGACCAGUUUAAGCAGUCGUUACUUUGAGAGGCUAAGAGACAUGUACUAUGAGCAUGCGACAACUACUGGAGAGGUAAUCAGCGUCUAUCAACCAAGCCAUGAAGAGCAGCAGCACACGGAGAAGCUUAGUCACAACAUGAAGGCUUUUGCAGAGAUUUAUCUCCUAAGCUUGAGUGAUGCUUUGAUUACUAGCAAGUUCUCUACCUUUGGGUAUGUGGCACAAGGCCUUGGUGGUUUGAGGCCAUGGAUUCUCGUAAGACCCAAGAACAAGAAUGUUUGUCUCCAUUCCAUGACAAUGGAGCCCUGCUUCCACUUUCCUCCAUCUCAUGAUUGCAACACAAGAAGGAAAGUUGCAAUAGGAUCGGUAGCCUCAUAUCUGAGGCACUGCGAAGACUUUCCUAAUGGCAUCAAACUGUUUUAUUAGGAAAUGAUGUAGCUGCGAUACACAAAAUUACUACUGCAUGGUCUAUAAGAAACAUACAGUGAACACUUGACAAUUUCAUGCAGCUUGAUUCCCCUUGACCUACAAGUUCAAUCCUGAGUUGAAGACUAUACAUCAAAGAUUCUCAAGGAUUACCAUUGCUGCUGUUUCUCCAGUACAAGACUUCCUGUUUUCAUGGAGGAGACAUAAUAGUGGAUUAUAUUUGUUUCUGAAUGUCCAGAAAUCAUUUUGAAGCUAAGAGUUGAGCGGAACUGCUGAUGAAUAAUGACUUGCUUCUUCUCAACCUGUAUGCCUUUGAGGGAUGUGUUGCUACUGCUUGCAAACGAAGGCAUUGUUUCAUUGUUGCUAGUAAUGGUUGUUUCUGGUGUUUGUUUCUAUUACAAUGGAUGUAUUAUCUUAACUUCUCUUGUUGGUAGUAAAGAAUAGGCGAUUGGUAGUUGGAACUUUCAUGUUUGGUUUAUCCUAGAUUCUACAGCUUUGUAUAUUAUUGGUGGUGAAAUUUUACU
Messenger RNA from Musa acuminata AAA Group (dessert banana), 2476 nucleotides. RefSeq names its product galactoside 2-alpha-L-fucosyltransferase-like. Gene Ontology annotation, molecular function: galactoside 2-alpha-L-fucosyltransferase activity. The transcript has 3 exons. Gene Ontology annotation, cellular component: Golgi apparatus; membrane. Bases 285 to 1952 code for a protein of 555 amino acids. The record is from RefSeq and is a predicted model, not a curated record. Gene Ontology annotation, biological process: xyloglucan biosynthetic process; cell wall biogenesis. NCBI's taxonomy places the organism in Eukaryota, Viridiplantae, Streptophyta, Magnoliopsida, Zingiberales, Musaceae.